GCUUCAGGUCUGAAAGUGAAAUGUCUGCCAGAGAUACCUGACCACGGACCAUGCUUGUGUAAUAGCAUGCGUCGAACUCACACAUGAGACCAGAGACCUAGACACUAGACAGAGUGUCAGGACCACACGGCUGUUGGUUGCUGCGAGGUGUAGUGUCGUCUCCCGUCUGUUGACCUCCCAGUACUGCAGUGUGCGUAUUGCGUAAAUCUACUCAUCUUCGACUUCGGACAUUUCAAACGGGCAGAGAAGAAGACGGAGAUCCUUUCUCUAUGCUGUGAGCACACACGUAGAUUUACUGCCGUACUGGGGACUUUGGCGAGUUGACAUAGAAUGUCCUUCGAGAGCGGAGAGGGGAGAAAGAGGACGUAGUAACGGUUGGUAAGCAGAUAGUUACCGAACACCGUCCACCAUUCAGUAUUGUGCGGAGAAAAGUCGGGAAAAGAGAGGUGGAGUACACCGAUAUCUGGUCGACGGCAUGCCAGUUGGGUCUGGUUAGUUUUCAGUCCUGCCUGCGGGUAAACCAGUCGGUGACGACAUAGUCAUUGCGAGCAUGCCGGAGAAGCAAUGAAGAGUCAAAGUGGAGAUUCUGUUGAUGGAGGGCGGCUGGCAGAGGAUGCUGUCGAUGCUGUGUUCACCGACCCAAUGGAUGGCUGGGAGAGGGCAGUGACAUCAAAUGGCAUACCCUACUUCAUCAGCCACGGAGCAGAGACUACAACAUGGGAUCACCCAUACAUGACGAAGACUCUCCGUGCCCUCGAGGGUCUGAAUGCUAUCAAGUACGCAGUGUAUCGGAUGGCAAUGAAGUUGAGAUCUGUACAGAAGACGGCCGGCUUGGAUCACGUGACGUUGGCCUGUGUUGAAGAGGCGCUGCACAACAGUGGCGUCAGGCCUGGCAAAGUGUCGUGGAACUCCACCAUUGCGGUGUCAGAUGCGGAGACCGUGAUCGGUAACAUUUUCAAGAUGGUGAAGAGCAAGUCGGCGCAGCAGGUUAUGGACAUCGCACAGUGCACAGACCUGGCGCUAAACUGGGUUCUAAACACUUAUGACAGCGGUCGGACGGGUCUGCUACAUACCCUGUCUCUUGUCACUGGCAUCAUACUGCUGUGCAAAGGCAAGCUGGCAGAUAAGUACCAAGCUCUCAUAGCACAUAUUGGCGGUGGGAAAGAUAGCCUGACUCGUGCAGACUGUGAGAAGUUUCUUCAGGACUGCCUGCAGAUCCCUCGCCAGUUUUUUGAAAGUGGUCCAUUUGGUGGCACAAACGUCAACAUGGCUAUCAUCAGCCUUAUUGAAUAUAUCAAUGUUGACGGUAGCACAGUUAACAAUGAUGAUGAUUUCAGUGUCAGUGCAUUGGACGUGUUGGAUUGGUUGCUCGAAGAGCCGCAGACGAUAGUCUGGUUGCCAACCAUGCAUCGCCUUGCGUCCGCCGAGACUGUUCGUCAUGAAGCAAAGUGCAGCAGUUGCAAGGCGUACCCUAUCAUCGGCAUGAGAUAUCGCUGCACUAGGUGUGCAAGCUACGACCUCUGCCAGACCUGCUUCUUUGCUGACAAGGUCUCGCAGAAGCACAAGCAAACACACCCGAUGAAGGAGUACUCUAUGCUGACAACAUCCGGCGAAGAUGUGAAGGACCUCCUGUCAUUUAUCAAGAACAAGCUGUCGACAAAGAAGCGCCGGCAACGUUCUCUGGCCAGGAGAAAGAGCAGCUUUCUGCCACUUCCAGCCAGGACACAAACAGAUCUAGGAAGAGGAGGACAGACAACACAGAGCUCUGGCAAUGCUGCGGAUGUACACGGCGAUAUUCAGAGACUACGACAACGGCUGGUUAAGCUGGAGAGUGCAACGCAGCAAGUCAACACUGAAGCAGAGGAGGAUGAUCAUCUUCUCACAUUACAUUUGCUUGGACACAGCCAGGAAUUUGACCCAGAACAGGCUGCUGAGCUGACAAGGUUGCAAGAAGCAAGUCAGGCACAAGACGGUCUCCAUGCUGUGAUUGAUCAGCUGAAUGACGAGAAAAGACGCAUACUGCAGGAGCUCGAGGAGCUUCGAGCAUCCAGCGCCCUGCAAACGGAUGCUCCUGACGCAGGGUAUCUGAGAGCAGACAGGCAGCAACUGCUGGACAGGAUAGCACGGCUCGAAGAGCACAAUCAAACUCUAGAGGAACAACUGCGACGUCUUAGAGAGCUUCUCCAAAUACCAGACUCCUCUACACCACAGCCAGCACCACGGGCAACUCAAACAUCAGCGCAACCUGUAACUCAGCCCGUUGCUCAGCCUAGGAGGCACACUGGUGGCGAUGGUGGCAGUGUAGCCGUUGACAUGGCACAGCCGUCAGCUGCACCACCAAGAACAGCACCACACCAACUGGUUCAUCGUCCAUCAGCUGCCGGUGUCACACCAGUCGUGUUGGCUGCUACUGAUGCAGGACAUUACAACAGAACCACUGAUGCAGAUGUACUGCAGAGCCCAGCCCGGUACUAUCAACCUAUGGCGUCAACCGAACAGCUCGGUCUAAUGGAUUCUAUGCAGCCGGCACGCCAGGCCAGCCACUGGGCUGGUCCAGGCGACCAUACACAUGCUUCUGCUAUCGCUCCUGGCGGUGGAGAUGACACUGACCUAGCCAGCGUCGUAGCCAUAGCUCUUCGUGACCUGACCAUGCCAAAGAGACAAGUCAACGCUCCAACCAUGAGGACAACUGCAGCACAGUCACCCAGCGGACAGGACUUGAUCGGACUGAGUGAAAUGAUUGGGAUUGCCAUGGAAUCCUUGUCGCAAGCAACGGCGACAACCUACAGCAUGCAUUAGUUUGAAAUACUCUGAAUAGAAGUAAUGAUAGUGAAGGGCAUCUGAGUGCAUCCUGGGCUUCACUGCACGGCUGCCCAGUCGACUUUACAGGGGCAGGCCUAUACUGGUAGUUGAUACAGAUCACAUCAUUGUUUUCCCUUUAAAAUACUACUAAUAGUCAUUCCUUCAGCAAGCGUGCUAUGCAAGCAGCCACUGUUGCUUCCCAAAGUAAUAACGGUGUUUGCUAUGAGCUGCUGAGAGACAGGUAUUGAUUCACAUCGCAGCAUAGAGUGGAUAUGUGAACACAUAACUAUGAGAAUAUAAUCAAAUAUCAAUCAA
Sycon ciliatum is the source of this 3117-nucleotide messenger RNA. RefSeq names its product dystrophin-like. Gene Ontology annotation, biological process: synaptic signaling. The transcript is spliced from 21 exons. Lineage: Eukaryota; Metazoa; Porifera; Calcarea; Leucosolenida; Sycettidae. Gene Ontology annotation, molecular function: zinc ion binding; protein binding. The record is from RefSeq and is a predicted model, not a curated record. Gene Ontology annotation, cellular component: plasma membrane. Bases 565 to 2799 code for a protein of 744 amino acids.